AUGCUGAUUCACGUGGGGUUUCAGGACGACAGCAGCAGCUCUCCUGCUGCUGCAGCAACCAGCAGCAGCAGCAGCAACAGCAGCAGCAGCAGCAGCAACGGCGGCAGCACCCGCGGAGGCCCCAGCGGCUUGAAAGGAAAAAUCAUUCUUCUCACCAAGGGAGCAGACACUGUUAUUUUGCCCCUGUUGAAACAAGUGGGCCCUGUGGAGGAGCGGAUGGUGUCUGCAAUGGAGUCUUACGCGCGCGAGGGUUUGAGGACUUUGUGCAUCGCUUAUAAAGAAAUAAAAGAGAAAAAGUUUAUACGCUGGUUAAGGGUUUACGAAGAAGCCCAAACCGCCACUGUAGACCGCCAGGAAAAAAUCGAAAAAGCCGCGGAAAUGCUAGAAAAUGACCUGGAGCUUCAGGGCAUUACUGGCCUUGAAGAUAAACUGCAGGAGGGCGUGGGGGAGACCAUUGAAAAGCUGCGGCACGCAGGGAUCAAGGUUUGGAUGCUAACUGGAGACAAAGUGGAAACAGCUUUAAACAUUGCUGUGGCAACUUCGCUGCUGCCACAAGGAAUGCGGCGGCUGUCGUAUUUGAUGGAGGAUUUCCGCAGCAGCAGCAGCAGCAGCAGCAGCAGCAGCAAAGAGCUGCUGCUGCAGCAGCUGCAGCAGGAUCUGCGCUCCAUAGCAGCAGAGAAGCGCCGCUCCAGGCCGACCUUUGCAGCAGCAUCAGCAGCAACGGGACCCGCAGCAGCAGCAUCCGGAACCCCAGCAGCAGCAGCAGCAGCAGCAGCAGCAGCAACAGAAGCAGAAGCAGCAGCAGCAGCAGGAGGAAAAGAAGAAGAGAGGGCUCUUGUUAUUGAUGGAGAAGCACUUGUCCAUCUUUUAGAAGAUGAUGUUGCCAUUCAGUUUGCUGCUGUUUGCACAGCUUGCAAAACUGUUAUCUGCAGCAGAGUCACUCCCUACCAAAAGGGCGCAGUGGUGGCUCUUUUAAAGAAACUCACUGGGGAGGUUACCCUCGCCAUCGGCGAUGGCGCAAAUGACUGCAGUAUGAUCCAGGCCGCGGACGUGGGUGUGGGCCUUCGCGGCGAGGAGGGCAUGCAGGCCUUCAACGCUUCGGACUACGGGUUGAGUCAGUUUCGGUACUUGCAGCCGCUGCUGCUGGCGCACGGGCGUUGGAACUACCGGAGGGUUUGUCGAUUAGUGCUUUACAUGUUUUACAAAAACUUAGUUUUAGUUUUGCCAAUGUUUUUCUACGGAGCCUUUUCUCUCUUCUCUUCCCAGAAGUUCUACUUCGAACUUCUCUACCAAAUGUACAACGUCGUCUUCACUGCGGGUUUGCGGGCGGGGUGGGUGCGGUUUGGGCUCACGUGGGGAGUGCAGGCCAUUAUCUUCGCUUUGCCCCUCGCGGCCUUCGGCUACUACAGCGUGCCCACGCUCCAGGGGCAGGUGAGGGUUUAG
Eimeria tenella is the source of this 1443-nucleotide messenger RNA. Its product is annotated as ATPase 2, putative. Gene Ontology annotation, biological process: phospholipid translocation. Gene Ontology annotation, molecular function: ATPase-coupled intramembrane lipid carrier activity; ATP hydrolysis activity; ATP binding. Bases 1 to 1443 code for a protein of 480 amino acids. The record is from RefSeq and is a predicted model, not a curated record. Gene Ontology annotation, cellular component: plasma membrane. The transcript is spliced from 8 exons. NCBI's taxonomy places the organism in Eukaryota, Apicomplexa, Conoidasida, Eucoccidiorida, Eimeriidae.